CAUAAUGCGGUAACUAUUGCUGAAAAAAAUGUGAUUUCUUUCUGUCGCAGCGUGAAAACUUGCUCCAUCUUGUCACUAAAUUCAACACACAUUUUACACGAUCUCUAAUUUAGUCAUGAAGAUCACCAAGCUAAAAUUUCUACAGUUCGGCGCUUUGGUUUUGUUCCUUUAUGCCAGCAUGACAAUCAAACUUUUUGGAGAGAAGAUUGCGUCUCGCAUUUUGGAUUCUCGCACAUCUGAGAGCAUUAAUGAAAAUAUAAAUGAGACUUCAUAUUAUAUUGAUCAGCUGAAAUUAAAGAAUCCAAAUAAAAUUCACAAGAUUUUGAUAACUACUGUUGGACGCUCGGGAUCGUCUGUUUUUGGACAACUAUUGAGUCAGAUGUCAGCUAAGUCGUGGUAUGUUUUCGAGCCAUUCCAUCAGUACUCGAAGAAAACAAACAGAUUCAACGCCGAACCCAAGGAAGCAUUUCGGCUUCUGUGUGGCUUCCUGACAUGUGACGUGCCUGGAGAUCUCAAGAAGAAAGUAUACAACCACAACUUCGCUCGUCUCACCAGACGGGACUCCCGAUUGAAGCCCAGUAAUCCAACGGCUCCGGAAGAAGAACAGUUUAAAGAACUCUGUCCUGCUUCAGACUUGCGAAUCAUCAAGAGCAUCCGACUAUCCUUCUUGCCAGUCGAGGUUCAAAAUAUGAUUUACAGACAACUGUUGGAUCUGUUUCCAGAUUUGGUCAUCAUCAUUUUGUACAGAGACCCUAGGAAGGUCUACUUGUCCUCUGAAGACAGGCACUUUAAUGUUGGUGGAAUUCAGCAGACAUGCGCAGAUCAACUAUCACUCUACUUGUCACUGGGCAAGUAUUCAUCUGAACACAAUUCCGAAUACCCUCACGCCAGCCGAAUCAUUUCGGUCAAAUAUGAACAAAUGACAUCAGACAUGCUGAACUUCACUCAACAAUUGAAGAGAAGAAUCUUCGGGUCAAAUUUAGACAAUGAAGCUGUAGCUUGGAUCAAGAAAAAUUUAAUCGACCACCGGCCCAAAGGAAAUCGGUAUCAAAUGUCGGAAGAAAUUUCAAGGAAAGUUAAGGAAGUUGAAGUUGAUCCUGAGGGCAAAGCGAGUCAAUUCUUGCUGGACGAUUGUCCAUUUCCGAUUUGAAAGCUUAUUUUUAUAUCUAUAAUCUGAUGAAAUUUUUUAAGCAUUAUCAAGUGUUAACUUGA
This is a messenger RNA of Symsagittifera roscoffensis, 1212 nucleotides long. RefSeq lists its product as uncharacterized. NCBI's taxonomy places the organism in Eukaryota, Metazoa, Xenacoelomorpha, Acoela, Convolutidae. The transcript is spliced from 7 exons. The coding region runs from base 116 to 1150 and encodes 344 amino acids. Gene Ontology annotation, molecular function: N-acetylglucosamine 6-O-sulfotransferase activity. Gene Ontology annotation, biological process: N-acetylglucosamine metabolic process; sulfur compound metabolic process. The record is from RefSeq and is a predicted model, not a curated record.